UUCUCAGACGUUCAAGAAACAGAGAGACAGAAACAUGGACCUCCUUUGGGUUGUUACAAUUGCUAUUUGUUUUAUGCCAUUUCUUCAUCUAGCAGAAUCUUCCACUGCUCAUUAUGACAAGAUUUUGACCCACAGUCGAAUAAGGGCACGUGAUCAAGGGCCAAAUGUCUGUGCUCUCCAGCAAGUUAUGGGAACCAAUAAGAAAUAUUUCAGCACGUGCAGGAACUGGUACCAGGGAGCCAUCUGUGGAAAGAAAGCAACGGUUUUAUAUGAAUGCUGCCCUGGCUAUAUGAAAAUGGAAGGAGAACGAGGAUGUCCUGCAGUGGCUCCAAUAGAUCACAUAUUUGGCACUUUGGGCAUUGUAGGAGCUACCUCCACUCAACAUUAUUCUGAGAUGUCGAAACUGAAGGAAGAAAUUGAAGGACCUGGCUCUUACACGUUCUUUGCACCAAGCAAUGAAGCUUGGAAUCUUUUAGAUCGUGAAAUCUACAAUGGUCUGAUUGAGAAUGUAAACAUCGAACUGUAUAAUGCUCUGCACAAUCAUAUGGUAAACAAACGGAUGUUGACAAAGGACUUUCGGAAUGGCAUGACUCUGGUGUCUAUGUACAACAAUCAAAAACUGCAUAUAAAUCACUAUCCCAAUGGGGUUGUGACUGUUAAUUGUGCCAGAAUCAUCCAUGGCAACCAAAUUGCUACAAAUGGUGUUGUUCAUGUAAUUGAUCGUGUGUUAACUCCAGUUGGCAAUACUAUUCAAGACUUCAUUGAAUCUGAAGAUGAUCUCUCCUCUCUCAGAGCUGCUGCCUUUGCAUCAGAUGUAAUGGAAACUUUAGGGAAGCCUGGACAUUAUACACUUUUUGCACCUACUAAUGAAGCAUUUGAGAAACUUCCACGUGGAAUCUUGGAAAGAAUAAUGGGAGACAGGGUGGCUUCUGAAGCUUUGAUAAAGUUCCACAUUUUAAAUACACUUCAGUGUUCUGAGGCCAUCAUGGGUGGGGCAGUCUUUGAGACCUUGGAAGGCAAUACAAUUGAAAUUGGCUGUGAUGGUGAAAGCUUGAUAAUCAAUGGAGUCAAAAUGGUGAACCGAAAAGACAUUGUGGCAAGUAAUGGUGUCGUUCAUCUCAUAGAUCAAGUGCUUAUUCCUGAUUCUGCUAAACAAGUUAUUGAACUUGCUGGUCCCCACCAAGCUACCUUCAAGGACUUGGUGGCUCAGCUUGGCUUGGCUGCAUCUCUACGGCCAGAAGAAGAAUAUACCCUCCUAGCUCCAUUGAAUGGGGCUUUUUCUGAUGAUACUUUAAAUAUGGAUCAGAGAAUCCUUAAACUGAUUCUGCAGAAUCACAUUUUGAAAGUGAAAGUUGGCUUGAAUGAUCUCUACAAUGGGCAACUCUUGGAAACACUAGGAGGAAAGAAGCUACGAGUAUUUCUAUAUCGAACAGCUGUGUGUUUUGAAAAUUCAUGCAUGAUUCGAGGAAGCAAAGAGGGAAGAAAUGGAUUUAUCCAUAUUUUCAGACAAAUAAUCAAACCAGCAGAAAGAACUCUGCAUGAAGUAUUGCGAUCUGACAAACGAUUCAGCCUUUUCCUCAGUCUUGUGGAAGCUGCAGGCUUAGAAGAGGUUCUAUCCCAGCCUGGUGAUUGGACUUUCUUUGUUCCAACAAAUGAUGCUUUCAAAGGCUUGACUGAACAGGAGAAAGAGAUUCUGAUAAGAGACCAAAAUGCUCUUAGGAAUAUUUUGCUUUAUCAUUUGAUACGAGGAGUUUUCAUUGCAAAUGGAAUUGAACCUGGUGUGACUAGCAUUCUUAAAACUAUCCAAGGUAGCAAACUAUAUUUGAAAAUGAUAAAUGACACUCUUCUGGUAAAUGAAGUGAAAUCAACAGAAUCUGAUAUCAUGGCAACUAAUGGUGUGAUUCAUGUCAUAGACAAGCUGCUGUAUCCUGCAGAUAUGCCAGUUGGAAAUGAUCAGCUUCUUGCAAUUCUCAGAAAAUUGAUUAAGUACAUUCAGAUCAAGUUUAUCCGUGGUAGCACAUUUAAAGAAAUUCCACUAACAUUUUACAAUAUUAAAAAAAUUACAAAGAUAGUUGGCGGUUCCACAAUUCGAAAGGAGAUUGAAGUGCCAUCCAUCACAAAGUUCACCAAAGUGAUUGAAGGGGAGCCAGAAUUUAAGCUGGUCAGGGAAGGAGAGACAAUAACUAAAGUGAUUCAUGGAGAGCCUAAAAUUAAAAAAUACACAAAAAUAAUUGAUGGACAUCCUGUGGAAGUGACUGAAAAAGAGGUGACUGAAGAAAGAAUUAUUCAAGAGAUUACCAAGGUGACUAAACUCAUUGAAGGUGAUGGUCAUUUACUGGAUGAUGAAGAAAUCAAACGAUUCCUCCAGGGAGCUGGAUCUGAGUACACUAAAGUUACUAAAAGAAUUGAAGAAGAACCACAGAUUAUCGAAACAGAAAUAAAGAAAAUUCAUCUGGAAGACAUCCCAGUAAGAAAAGUACAAUCAUCUAGAAAGACACAAGGAUCAGUACAGAGAAGAACAAGGGUUGUCCGUCCUGGCACAAGAAGACAGAAUCCACAGAAAGAGAACUGAAAAAGCUUCAAACAAUUUAAACAAUUUUUUAAAAAUUAACAAGGGAAAUCAUUUAUUAAUUCAUGUUGUUUGUAUUAGGAAUUGGGUAUAGUACUGUUUAAUAAAAUCUCAUAAAAUUUUACAUGUUAGAAGAAAUAAAUUUAGAAGUUAUCUGUUUUCUAUGAAUAACUGAUUAGAGUAGGUGUUCUGAAAGUAUGCAAACACAGAUAAGCUCCAUUGAUUUUGAUGGAUCUUAUUUCUGAGCCAUUGUAUUAAAUAACCUGAAUAGAAUAUAUAUAUAUGUAUCUCCAUUAUAUUGUUUAUGUACAGAAGACAACUAUAACAUUUCUGAAACAUUUGCCUUAAAAAUAAAAACAACCUUAUUUGAAUAAUUACUUCUGUUGGGAAGUAAUAUAUAAUAUAGAAUUCAGUUGAAAAUGUUUAUCUAUAAUACUAUGCUAUUAAUCAUUAUUAACAUGGGAUUGUUUGUAAAUUGUCAUUUUUAAUAACUAUCUUAUUUGCUUAUUCUUGCAUAGUUUUAUAUUACAAGAAGCCUUGUAAAUGAAAUAACCAAAUUUAGUCAAGGUGCCUUAAUUCAGGUUUUCCUUUAUAUUUCUUGUUUGAGAUUUUUUUUCAAUAUCUGUGUGUGAAUUACAAUUUUUAGUAAUAAAUUU
This is a messenger RNA of Protobothrops mucrosquamatus (brown spotted pit viper), 3225 nucleotides long. It is a transcript of the gene POSTN, whose product is annotated as periostin. NCBI's taxonomy places the organism in Eukaryota, Metazoa, Chordata, Lepidosauria, Squamata, Viperidae. Gene Ontology annotation, molecular function: protein binding. The record is from RefSeq and is a predicted model, not a curated record.